ACGAGGAUGGAGGUGUAGCUUUUCUUAGUUUUAGGCUGCUUAACUGCCAUUCAAGUGUACAAGGGGGUACUUGCAACAUCUUAUGAGGGGAUUUUUUUUAACCCUGAGUCUCACUGCACAGUUAUUUAGCGACAGCAUACUAAAUACAAGCAAGCUUAAGUAAUUUAAAGUGUCACAGGAACCAUGGCAACGACAGCUCUCACCGGUUUCUCCAUGAUGAGCCUGCUGAGCCUCGGGUACCUGACCUGGGAUCUGAUGAGCCCUAACCAGGUGGAAAACGAUCCAGAAAAACCUUUUAUUGGCAGAUUUCCUGUCCCUCAACCCCCUCAUAUUAUUUUCAUUAUGACAGAUGACCAGGGGUUCAAUGACAUUGGCUAUCAUAGCUCAGACAUCAGGACACCGGUGCUGGAUAAACUGGCUGCGGAUGGCGUGAAGCUGGAGAAUUAUUACAUCCAGCCCAUCUGCACCCCAUCCAGAAGUCAAUUCAUCACUGGCAGGUACCAAAUCCACACUGGUCUUCAGCACUCCAUCAUCCGACCUUGCCAGCCUAACUGCCUGCCCUUUGACCAGGUCACGCUCCCUCAGAGGCUACAGGAACUCGGCUACUCCACCCACAUGGUAGGGAAGUGGCACUUGGGGUUCUAUAAGAAGGAGUGCUUACCCACUCGCCGUGGCUUUGACACAUACUUUGGAUCCUUAACGGGGAGUGUUAACUACUACACCUAUGAUGGCUGUGAUGGCGCUGGGCUGUGUGGCUUCGAUCUCCAUGAGGGGGAGUCAGUCGCCUGGGGUCAGAGCGGAAAAUACUCCACCCAUCUGUACACGCAGAGAGUACGCAAGAUCCUGGCAACCCAUGAUCCUCAGUCCCAACCGCUGUUCAUCUUCCUCUCUUUCCAAGCUGUUCACACACCCUUACAAUAUCCAGAUGAGUACAUCUACCCCUACCUUGGGCUGGAAAAUGUGGCACGCAGGAAGUAUGCUGCUAUGGUGUCAGCUGUAGAUGAAGCGGUUCGUAAUAUAACAUAUGCUCUCCGCAAAUAUGGAUACUAUCAGAACAGUGUCAUCAUUUUCUCUACAGACAAUGGCGGUCAGCCCUUGUCUGGUGGAAGUAACUGGCCUCUUAGAGGACGUAAAGGAACCUACUGGGAAGGUGGCAUCCGGGGUCUGGGAUUCGUCCACAGCCCUCUGUUAAGGAAAAAGAGGAGGGUGAGCAAAGCACUGGUACACAUUACUGAUUGGUAUCCCACAUUAGUGGGAUUAGCAGGUGGUGAUGAGUCCCUCACUGAGGGGGUUGAUGGGUAUAAUGUGUGGGAAGCCAUCAGUGAAGGAAAAGAAUCACCUAGGCUGGAGAUCCUGCACAACAUCGACCCUCUUUAUAACCAUGCACGCACUGGCUCCCUGCAGAAAGGAUACGGGAUUUGGAAUACAGCCAUUCAGGCCUCCAUACGAGCUGGAGAUUGGAAACUUCUGACAGGAGACCCUGGUUAUGGAGACUGGAUUCCACCACAAAUACUUCCAGGUUUCCCGAGUAGCUGGUGGAAGCAGGAGCGUCACACACGUCCUCGAAAAACAGUGUGGCUUUUUAACAUCUCCGGGGACCCCUAUGAACGUUAUGACCUUUCUGAGCAGAGACCGGAUGUUGUGAAGCAGCUGCUUGCCAGACUGGUGUACUACAAUCGCACCGCGGUGCCUGUAAGGUACCCAUCAGAGGAUCCUCGGGCUGACCCCUAUCUGAAUGGAGGUGCCUGGGUCCCUUGGGUAGGAGAUGAGGAGGAGGACAACUGGGGCAGUUUUUUUCAGAAAAAAAGCAUGGAUUGGAAGAAGAAGCUCAAGCUGUCCAAAAGCAGGUCAUUUUUUGGGAAACUAAAAACUCGGAUCAUGUCCAACAUAGUAUAGGAGAACACAACCAAAACAAAAUCACUGGUUUAUCAAGAGGUGCUAUUUUAGUUGAGAGAACAUCUGAAGAUGUGUUCUCACUCAUGGGCCUGGUUUCUGCAAGAUUGAGCUGUAG
Molecule: messenger RNA, 2011 nt
Organism: Oreochromis niloticus (Nile tilapia)
Lineage: Eukaryota; Metazoa; Chordata; Actinopteri; Cichliformes; Cichlidae
Product: arylsulfatase I-like
Exons: 2
Coding region: 184-1896 (570 amino acids)
Molecular function (GO): sulfuric ester hydrolase activity
Source: RefSeq, a predicted model, not a curated record